Molecule: messenger RNA, 588 nt
Organism: Candida albicans SC5314
Lineage: Eukaryota; Fungi; Ascomycota; Pichiomycetes; Serinales; Debaryomycetaceae
Product: ethanol metabolism protein
Exons: 1
Coding region: 1-588 (195 amino acids)
Cellular component (GO): membrane; mitochondrion; cytoplasm
Source: RefSeq, a predicted model, not a curated record
AUGAAAUACAUAUUUAAUAGAUACAAUGCAUUAUUACUUAGAAGACCAUUGAUCACCAAUAUGAUCACCACGGGAUUAUUAGUUGGUGGUGGCGAUGCAUUAGCCCAAUUCUUCUUUCCCAACAAUGAUAACAACAAUCUAGAACAACAACCAUUUGAUUAUUUGAGAAACCUUCGAGCCAUCAUAUAUGGAUCAUUAAUAUUUGCUCCUAUAGGCGACAAAUGGUAUAAAUUCUUAAACACCAAAGUUGUAUGGACAAGAAAUGCUCAAAAACCUCAAUAUCAACGAUCAAUGUCGACUCUAUUACGAGUAAUGGUUGAUCAAUUGGUGUUUGCCCCAUUUAUUGGUAUCCCAUUAUACUAUAGUUCAAUGACAAUUUUAGAAAAUAGACAACCAUUCUUAGAUAAUAUAAUUGAUAAAUUUAAUACUAGUUGGUGGAUCACUUUGAAAAGCAAUUGGUUAGUGUGGCCAUUAUUCCAAUUCUUCAAUUUUUAUUUAUUACCAGUUCAAUUUAGAUUAUUGGCAGUUAAUAUUAUUAGUAUUGGAUGGAACACAUAUUUGAGUUAUGUCAUGCAUAGCCAGAAAUAG